AAAGAAAUGAUAAAUGAUUCAUUUAAUGAUUAUAAUCUAAAUGAAAUACCUAUUAUAUUGGACGAUGAGACAAUAAACACAGAAAGUAAUAAAGAAGAGAGUUUUCGUAAUAGCGAAAAAAAUAUUAUCGAUGAAAUCUUAAAUAAAGAGAACCUAGAACCAAAUGUGUCUAAAGAAGAAGAGAUAGGUGACAAAGAUUCACCAUUGAAAGAAUCACCAUCAGAGAAUCUUAACAUUGACAUACCGAUUACUAAGAAUUCUUUGACGACAGAAUGGAAGAGGCUACAGCAAAAUAAAGAUAAAUCUGCAUCAAUAAAACGUAUAAAACAUAAUACGAAUCUUGUUAAUGACAACGAAGACGAAAGAAGAGCAUUUAAGAAAAAUGCAAGAACAAGAGCUACUUGCAGCUGUUGCUGCAACAAAAACAGCUGA
Cyphomyrmex costatus is the source of this 432-nucleotide messenger RNA. RefSeq lists its product as uncharacterized. The transcript is spliced from 4 exons. Lineage: Eukaryota; Metazoa; Arthropoda; Insecta; Hymenoptera; Formicidae. The record is from RefSeq and is a predicted model, not a curated record. The coding region runs from base 7 to 432 and encodes 141 amino acids.